AUGGAGCUACCACUUCCACUAUAUACGGGCUUUUUUCCACAAAUGGUAUUGACGGUCGAGGAACUUAUGCAUUACCGACGAUUAGGCAAAGAACGCGUGCUCCAAUUGGUCCGUAUCAUUGACGACGCCGAUUGUGUCUACCGCUGGACGGAUAUAAAGGCACACAAUGGACGAUGUGUCCAGAAGGCACAAUUUAUAGAUAUUGAACCAGUUACGAAGCAAUUGGCAUCGAAAGAACCAUCGACUUUAUUAAAGUGCAGUAUUCAUAUUGUGGAUGUACAAGCAGACGAAAUUCUGCAAGCAAUUGCAAAAGUUAAGACACGAGAUGCUCGACGAGCAAUGAGUUAUUUACAUGGAGAGGAGGUGCUUGAUACACAGACGUUAUUGACAUUUCCAACGGCGUCCAAUCAUACAAAACCAAGUUAUUCCUAUCGUGCAAUUAAGUGGAGUCUACUUAAAGCAAGACAAAGGGAAGGACACAAGAUGAAGAAUCUUGACUUUUGUUAUCUUGAAUAUGCAGGCAAAAGUAAAGCUCAAGACACUGCAAGUAGUGUCGUGGGCUUUUGUAUACAAGAAUCUAUUGCUACAGCUCGGCAAGUACCAACACUUGAGAGAUACAAUAUUUUACGAGGACACCUGGUCCGAUCGGGGAUUGUGAUUACGAAGACACAUCAGUCAAAUAUCUUGAAGGUUACUGCAAUUGCACAGAUUGAUGGUGCAAUGGCAUCUAUUGCAGCAAGACUGACAAUGGAGGAGAUCAUGGUGGACUUUGUGGCAGCAGUACAUCGUGUCAAAGGAUUGCUCGAACGACAACGGAUGGGCAGGUUGCAAUACUUGGAUGAAUGGGACUUUGUCUCUACGAAAGAUCGCAAGGCCUGUGCAGUUUGUCUCCGUGGGUUCUAUUUCCAUCGCAAACAUCAUUGUACGACGUGUGGAGAGGUCGUGUGCUCAAAUUGUGCCCCGUUGCGAGAGCUUGAAGAGCCGCUGGAUGAACUAACGCAUUGUAUGCGGGUCUGUUCGGUCUGUAUGGCUCAAGCAGGUAGUCGUCAUGAUAGCAACACAGUGUCUGGAAUUACGGGGAGCGAGGAUGAUAGGCUCGAAACGACAACAUAUACGACGAAUGUUGGGACAGAAACCUAUGUAGGAGGUCUGCGUUAUCCGAAGCACCGAGAAAUGCAGAGAGAGGACAUCGAUGAAUCGUUGCGUAAAUCGUCGCCAAAACAAGCUUUAGUGCGUUCGCCACUUCCGCUAUUCCAGCAGCAACAUCAUCCUUUGUCCGGCCACAGUGACGCCCAGAUGAAUGAUUUUGAGGAUGCUAGGAAUACACAGUACCCGCGAGAGGUGUCCGAAUCAGCACGACGGGAGCAACAGUCAAGUGUACUACGUCAUUUGACAUUUUCUUCUUCGACAAUGUCGGCUCAAGCUAAAAAGGAGGCGCUUAAUAAGCUCGUGAAACAUGUUCGCCAAAUUCGUGACACGAUCAAUAUAGCCAUUUCAGAGGCGGAGGAAGAGGAAGAACGCCACAGUUUGCUUCUCGAAAGCGGUCAUGGAGAACCGGAUGCUGGUGCAGAGCAGCACGAUGGGAUCUUUGACCGCAUUAUGAAAAUUCGCGAUACACUUGACGUAUCUAGCUCCGAUUUUGACGCUGUGCUUGAGUCUAUCAGCCAUAACGACACUGUGUGCCCAUCCGACGCACAUUCAGAUCGGCUGGAUAGUGACUUAGCCUUUAGCUUUGGCGAGGAAACAGGCAGCGAGCACACGAGCGCCAUAGAGAGUGAAAGUACUGAAUUUGGCUCGUCACGCUCGUCCUUGUUGUCGGCAUCUCUGCACUCAUUGGAUCAUCAAGAUGCUGGUGAACCAUUGCCAUUACCGACCCCAGAGCAAGAAAGUGCCGUUGAAGAAGCGCGUGCACUAGAGGAAGCAAUGCAGUGGGUUCGUCAGUCAGAACCUACCACAACUUUACGACCACCUCGUCCAGCUCCAUUAGUAGUCGUGCGUACCAAGAUUGACGAUGAGACUGAUCCGGAGCCGUUCGCAAAAUCAGCACCGGCACCUACUCCGAUUGUUAAUGUAAGUAAAAAUCGUGGGAUCGAGCGGCUUGCGCAUAAGAUCGGACGCCUUCAUCAACGUCUCGAGGCCACGCAGUGUAAGUCUGAGGCAACCAGCAGUGAUCCGAUGUCCGUUGUAGCUAGUCCUGUUACGCCAACUCCUCUGGAUGUGACCGCUGUCAAUGAUGAGGGAGAUAGAAACGAAGAUGACGAACCUGAACCUGAAGAGCAACCUACACCAUAUCGAUCCACAGCGAUUCCGGCUUUGCAACAGUCUCGAGGGCCCGCUACGAUAGAUUUUCGGAAAGAGAAGCAAGUGGAAAUAGCAAAUGAAGAAGUUCCGUCUUCUUCGUCGACUACAUGGAAAAAGCCGAGCCCCCAGAGAGUGUGGCUAUCUGAUCCAUCUCGUGCUUCUUCUGACCUCAUAGCAGGUUUACGUGGUGUCAUGAACUCGAGUGAGCUUACACAUGCGCCUCCGCGUCGACGUCCUGUGGCGUCACCACUCGAAACACCAUCCAAUAGCCCGUCUUUGACUACGGCUCCUUCACGCAAUUCUUUCCCCGUGACAUCGAGGAGGACACUACCUUCAGCGGCAAUCCCAUCGUUUAGCUCUACUCGACCAACUGCGAGGGCAUCUUCAGCAUUGACGCCCGCCCAUGGCACCACAAUUUACGUGUUUGAUCCCGAGGAUCGAUUUCAAAAGGUACAGAGACGAAGUCUUGGUCACCGGCCUCCUAAAUCUACCAACGCAAUGACAGCGAGACUCGAUGAUCUUCCGGCCAGUAACGAAGACGACGAACACGAGCACAGUGGAACUGGCAUUUGCUUAUCACGUCCAAACGAAGAAACAGGACAAGCGCGGAACUCGACAGCUGCAAAUUCACUUUCGCCUGCUUUAGCGUUGAGAACCGAUCGUCGAGUAAGAGUUCGCGAUGAGAGUGGCGAGUUGCGCGAGUUGAUGGAGAGUCUGGCAAAAGCACCUUUACGCCAGCGCUGCUCGAGCGGACAGUCUAGUGGCGCCCCUCUUACUGAGAACUUUGACUUGUAA
This is a messenger RNA of Peronospora farinosa, 3096 nucleotides long. NCBI's taxonomy places the organism in Eukaryota, Oomycota, Peronosporomycetes, Peronosporales, Peronosporaceae. The record is from the annotation of a GenBank genome assembly.